UGCUCCAACUGCUCAACCACAACCACGCCGCUGUGGCGACGCGAUCCUGAGGGCAAGCCGCUGUGCAAUGCGUGCGGGCUGUUCUACAAGCUGCAUGGCGUUACCAGGCCGCUCAGCCUGAAGACCAACGUGAUCAAGAAGCGCAACCGC
This is a messenger RNA of Linderina pennispora, 150 nucleotides long. Its product is annotated as GATA-domain-containing protein. NCBI's taxonomy places the organism in Eukaryota, Fungi, Kickxellomycota, Kickxellomycetes, Kickxellales, Kickxellaceae. Gene Ontology annotation, biological process: negative regulation of transcription by RNA polymerase II; positive regulation of transcription by RNA polymerase II. Gene Ontology annotation, molecular function: zinc ion binding; RNA polymerase II cis-regulatory region sequence-specific DNA binding; DNA-binding transcription factor activity, RNA polymerase II-specific. The transcript has a single exon. The annotation marks the transcript as partial. The record is from RefSeq and is a predicted model, not a curated record.